ACAAGCUUUCUUUCUAACAGUUACUGAUCCACCACCGAUAACAAUGGCAUUAACUUCGCUUUAUUCCCAACGCCCCCAUCUCUGUAACAACGACAUCGUUUCACUCCCAAGUAGAACUAGUAGUACGCAUUUAUGUCCUAAACACACUACGCUCACUUUCAAAAAUACUAGUACCUUCUUUGGCUCCAAAUUGCCCGCCAAACCGAUUUCGGUUUCAUUAUCAAAUCAUUCAACCCGAACCGUACCGGUUAUAACAGCUUCUUCUCAUACUUUCGAUGUAGUCAUCAUUGGUGCUGGAAUAAUCGGGUUAGCUAUUGCCCGGCAGCUUCUGAUCGGGUCGAAUCUGUCCGUUGCUGUUGUCGAUAAAGCCGUCCCUUGCUCUGGUGCCACCGGUGCAGGGCAAGGCUACAUAUGGAUGGCGCACAAGUCGCCCGAGAGUGAUAUGUGGGAGCUCACAAUGCGAAGCCACAAUUUAUGGAAAAUGCUUGCUGAUAGCAUCCAUGAUCAAGGCUUGAAUCCGCUCGAGGAGUUAGGCUGGAAAAAUACUGGAAGCUUAUUAGUAGGAAGAACACCGGAAGAGUGUGAGGCAUUGAAAAAGAGGGUAAAGAAGCUUUCUGAAGCUGGAUUGAAAGCGCAGUAUUUGUCUGGUCAAGAUUUGCAUUUGGAAGAACCUGCAUUGCAGGUUGGAGAAGGUGGCGGGGCUGCCUUUUUUCCGGAUGAUUGUCAACUGGACGCCCAUCGUACUGUCGAAUUUAUUGAAAAGGCUAAUAGACAUUUUGCAUCAAAAGGGAGAUAUGCAGAGUUCUAUCACGAUCCAGUGGAGAGUUUAUUGAGAUCUUCUAGCAGUGGGGAGAUUGAAGCUGUUCAGACUUCCAAGAAUACUUUGUACAGUAAGAAGGCCAUUGUAGUUGCUGCUGGUUGUUGGAGUGGGACUUUGAUGCAUGACCUAUUUAGAGAAACUGUAUCUCCUUUAAAUGUCCCUGUUAAGCCUCGGAAGGGUCACUUGCUUGUGCUUGAGAACUUUGGGGCUCUUACAUUAAACCAUGGUGUGAUGGAGGCAGGUUAUGUUGAUCAUUAUGGUGCAGGUGUGAAAAGCAACAAUUCAGCUACACCACUGGUUGACUCUAGCAGAAAUUUGUCUAUUUCAAUGACAGCCACUAUGGAUGCCAUGGGAAACCUUGUUCUCGGUAGUAGCCGUGAGUUUUCAGGUUUUAACACUGAAGCAGAUCAAUCCAUUGUUGAUCACAUAUGGAGCCGGGCUGGAGUAUUCUUUCCUAAAUUAAAAGAGAUAUCCCUUAUGGACGUUAAUAAGAGCAGAAAACUGAGAAUUGGAUUACGCCCUUAUAUGCCAGAUGGUAAGCCGGUGAUUGGGCAUGUUCCUGAUUUUCCAAAUGUGCUGAUUGCAACUGGGCAUGAAGGCGGAGGACUUUCCAUGGCUUUGGGUACUGCUGAAAUGGUUGCUGAUAUGGUGUUGGGCAAACCUGGGACUGUCAAAAGUACCCUAUUUUCAGUUCAGGGUCGAUGUUGAUUUUACAGCAAAGAGAAGCACUGGAUGAUCGACAUGUUGACAGAGUGAGGAUCUUUGGGCUCUGUUUUUAGAAACCUCAUGGUCACAAGGAAUACAGUUUUGUUACUGUAGUAGCGGACAUAUAUAGGUAGAUUGCCCUACUGACAAGAUUGAGACAUAUAGUUUGUUGGGAUGACCUGCAAGGCUGUUUCCAGAUGCCGCUUUUCGGCUUUAUUCUCUUUUCUUUGCUUGGUGAGUGAAACAUAUUGGUCUGAUGAUUUUUUAGAUCGAAGAUUGAACACAGUGUUCUCUCGCACAUUUUUCUUCUGAUGAGGAUUUUUGGUCUUACCACAUGAGCUAGUCUAUGGAGAUGAGUUAAACACAUUGUUGAGUCGGAUUUUACCCGCCCACGAGUUGUUUUUUGCCGAGUUCUUUUAUCCCAUUUUCUUGUAGUUGCAUUUAAGAUGUAUGAUCCUUAUCAAUUAGGUAACGAAGUGCUAAAUUAAAGAUGAGUUUUAUUUUGUUAAA
This is a messenger RNA of Mercurialis annua (annual mercury), 2035 nucleotides long. RefSeq lists its product as uncharacterized. Gene Ontology annotation, molecular function: oxidoreductase activity. The coding region runs from base 44 to 1528 and encodes 494 amino acids. Gene Ontology annotation, cellular component: cytoplasm. The record is from RefSeq and is a predicted model, not a curated record. Lineage: Eukaryota; Viridiplantae; Streptophyta; Magnoliopsida; Malpighiales; Euphorbiaceae. The transcript is spliced from 10 exons.